CUCCGGUAGCUAGCAGCCAGCGAUGUGACCCUGUUAGCCUCCUCGCUUUAACAUUUCAGACAUGACAGCGUUAGUUCCGACUGGCUGAGACUAUCCCGACUGAGAGUGAACUAAACCGGAGACGACACCCCCCCUCCACCCCUUCCUCCCUCCGUACCCUCCGCCGUUCAGUCGCUCACCCCCCUCCGGUAUCGGGUAUCUUAAUGGCGGACCCGUCGGAACCAGCGCCGGGGAGCGUGCAGGAGGAGGAGAAGAAGAAGACGGAGCGUAUCAACGACGCAGAGCUGGCGCUGAAAGGAAUCAAUAUGCUGCUCAACAAUGGCUUCAGGGAGAGCGACGAGCUCUUCAGGACAUACAGAAACCACAGUCCCUUGAUGAGUUUCGGGGCCAGUUUUGUGAGUUUUCUGAACGCAAUGAUGACCUUUGAAGAGGAGAAAAUGCAGAUGGCGUUCGAGGACCUCAAGGCUACAGAGAGACUGUGCGAGAGCGAAAACACUGGUGUCAUUGAAACCAUUAAAAACAAGAUCAAGCGGAGUAUGGACUCUCAGAGGUCGGGGGUGGCUGCAGUGGACCGACUCCAGAGGCAGAUCAUCGUUGCAGACUGCCAGGUUUAUCUUGCAGUUCUGUCUUUCAUCAAACAAGAGCUGUCAUCAUAUAUCAAAGGAGGCUGGAUCCUCCGUAAAGCCUGGAAGAUGUACAACAAAUGCUACAGCGAUAUCACACAACUACAAGAGGGCAGCAGAAGGAGGGCCUCCGAACAGCAACCGAUGCCGUCUCCAUCUCCGUCCUGCGCCUCGGACCACAGUCGCUCCUCCUCACCAGGGCCGAGUCCGUCCCAGAGGCCGGACGGCAUCAGUCCCGAGGCUCUGGAUCGGCUGAAAGGGUCAGUCAGCUUUGGUUACGGCCUCUUCCACCUCUGUAUCUCCAUGGUGCCGCCGCACCUACUGAAGAUCGUCAACCUGCUGGGCUUCCCCGGAGAUCGUCACCAAGGCCUGUCGGCGCUCACAUACGCCAGUGAAAGUAAGGACAUGAAGGCCCCUUUAGCUACCUUGGCCCUCUUGUGGUACCACACUGUAGUGCAGCCCUUCUUUGCUCUGGACGGCACAGACACACAGGCAGGCCUGAUCGAAGCCAAAUCAAUUCUUCAACAAAGGGAGUCUAUCUAUCCCAACUCCUCCCUCUUCAUGUUUUUUAAAGGCAGAGUGCAGCGCCUUGAGUGCGAGAUCAGUAGUGCCUUGACGUCCUUCAGCGAUGCCUUAGAGCUGGCUUCUGACCAGAGGGAGAUCCAGCACGUGUGUUUAUAUGAAAUAGGUUGGUGCAGCAUGAUCGAGCUGAACUACGGAGAAGCCUACAGAGCGUUUGAGCGUCUGAAGACGGAGUCCCGCUGGUCCCAGUGCUAUUACGCCUAUUUGACAGGAGCGUGCCAAGGAGCCACAGGUGACCUGGAGGGCGCUAUUGCUUCUUUCAAGGAUGUUCAAAGACUUUUCAAGCGCAAGAACAAUCAGAUCGAGGUGUUUUCAACAAAGAAGGCUGAGAAGCUCAGGAGCCCCAGUCUAUCCAAAGAACUCUGCAUCCUCUCGGUGAUUGAGAUUCUUUACCUGUGGAAAGCGCUGCCCAACUGCUGUACUGCCAAGCUGAAGACAAUGACGCAAGUUUUGCAGGGGAUUGAUGAUGCUUCAUGUGAAGGUCUGAAAAACCUGCUUCUUGGUGCCAUAAACAAAUGCCUCCAUAAUACCAAAGAUGCCAUCCAGUAUUUCCAUCUGGCUGCAAAGGACGAAGUGGGUCGUCUGAGCAACUCCUACGUGCAGCCCUACUCCUGCUAUGAGCUGGGCUGUGUGCUGCUCAACUCCCCAGAGUCUGCAGGGAAGGGACGGACGCUAAUGCUUCAGGCCAAGGAGGACUAUGCUGGCUAUGACUUUGAGAACAGACUCCACGUUCGUAUACAUUCAGCUCUCGCCCCCACGAGAGCUGCAGCCCAGCCGUGAAGUUUGUUCCACGCCUCAGAUGCAGCUGGAAGGAAAAUGCACAAGACACACUAAUCGUACACUGUUUUGGUUUUGAUUGAUUUUUUUGUAUUUAUUUUUCAUAUUUUGAGCCAAUGCAUCAUUUAAAAUAUGAACAGAAAUGUUUCAUGGAAGAAAGAGGUUCUACUGAACAGUACAAAUUUGGUCUUUGUUGUUUACAUGGUUUGUUUUAAACCUGAGUACUUUAAAAAUCUAUAAUGUCAUUUUGAAAGGUAUCGGGCAUAUUGCUUCUGCUGAGGGACAGAUGUUCCUCAGAUUCGGCUACGAGUCAGAUCAGGUUGAGUAAAGGCACAUAAAGUAGAAUUGUCAGAGCAAUUCAAUUAAUAACUGGGAAUAUAUGUCUCAGAGAGGACAAUAUUCUUACCGCUCACUGCUGGUUGUUGACUUUGCUGUAAAGACUUUGCUAAUCAUAGGCAUGGGUAAUUUUUUUUUUUUUUUAGCAAAGCCCUUUUUUAAAGCAGAAUUGUUUUUAACUUGCAUACAAGUUUUAAUAAAUGCGCAUACAUUGUUCCACUUUUGAGUGGCCUAAAUGCACAGUGCUGCUCUUUGCUGUAAGCUGGUUCUACUUUAUAUUUGUUAUAAGAUAAUAAAAAUGAAUACUGUUAAAAUGGAA
Molecule: messenger RNA, 2637 nt
Organism: Stegastes partitus (bicolor damselfish)
Lineage: Eukaryota; Metazoa; Chordata; Actinopteri; Pomacentridae
Product: tetratricopeptide repeat protein 39C-like
Exons: 14
Coding region: 204-1985 (593 amino acids)
Biological process (GO): cilium assembly; otolith morphogenesis
Molecular function (GO): protein binding
Source: RefSeq, a predicted model, not a curated record